AUGAAAGGAGGAUGGAGUUUCUUGGACGUUUUUAAUUACAAAAGAAUAAUAAGAUGUGAAGAUAGUCAUGAUAAGAAUAACAAAGAUGAGGAUUCAACAUAUGGUGAUAAGAAAAGUAGUGAGUUAUAUGAAGAGAGUAGUAUAAAUAAUAACGACUCUUUAAUUGAUAUGAUUAAGAAGAUACCUAUUAAUCCAUUUAUUGAUAAAAAUGAAAAUAUGAAUAAAUAUAAAUAUAGUGUUGAAAAAAAAAAUAUUGAAAGAUAUACUGGUGUGAAUAUAUAUGAUGAAGUAGAUGAAAAGGAUGCAAAAAAAAACAAACCUGUUGAAUAUCCUUUUCCAAUUAAUAAUAAUAUAAUAUUUAAGAAAGAGAAAAAUAAUAAUCAAACAACAUCUUCUAAUAAUAAAAUUAAUACAAAUUAUAGUAAUAUAUCAAGUGAUUUAUAUCCUGAAGAAGGUUAUAAAACACCUAAUAAGACAAAACAUUUUUAUGCUGACUGGGAAAGAUUAUUAGCAUAUAAUUAUGGUUUAUAUACUUUCAAAAAUGCAAAUAAUAAUAAUACAAUUAUUAAUAGAGAUAUGCACUCAUUAAAUACAGAAAAUGAUAUAAGAAAUAAAUUAAAUUUAUAUAUAGAUAGAAUAAAUAUAGAUAAUCCAAAUGAUACAUGUAAAUAUCUAGGAAUAGAAGAAUAUAAAUGUUUAUUAUCACAUUCUUUUCAUAUGAAUCAAAAUAUUAGUAAUCAAAAAUGUGUCAAGUGGUUUAAUGAAUAUCUACAAUGUAAAUGGGAUGAACAAAAAUUAAAUUUUGGAUAUAAUUACAUUCAAAAUAGAAGACAUAAAAAAUCAAAGGCAUAUAUUGCAGCCCCCGAUUAUCAAUACGCAUAA
Messenger RNA from Plasmodium gaboni, 882 nucleotides. RefSeq lists its product as hypothetical. NCBI's taxonomy places the organism in Eukaryota, Apicomplexa, Aconoidasida, Haemosporida, Plasmodiidae. The record is from RefSeq and is a predicted model, not a curated record. Bases 1 to 882 code for a protein of 293 amino acids. The transcript has a single exon.